Messenger RNA from Plasmodium knowlesi strain H, 1578 nucleotides. Its product is annotated as conserved Plasmodium protein, unknown function. NCBI's taxonomy places the organism in Eukaryota, Apicomplexa, Aconoidasida, Haemosporida, Plasmodiidae. The record is from RefSeq and is a predicted model, not a curated record. Bases 1 to 1578 code for a protein of 525 amino acids. The transcript has a single exon.
AUGAAAAAAAAAAAAAAGUUACGCCGAAAUGCCAGGAAGAUAACAGACCACCUCAAGAAAAUCGAACAGGAGUGUAGUCAGUUAAGCAAACACAUUAGGAAAGUAGAAGAGGAGAGUAGGUCAUUUGUAAUAACCACUGCUUUAUUGAAGAAGUACCACUCUUAUGUGGAUAGUAAUUUGAUGAAUAAUGAAGUCUCCAUUUUUUCCUCAAGUAGUUUUUUUCUAAACAGUUGUGGGAUUGUUUUUUCAUGGAAAACCAUUUUGGAGGAACCCAAAAAUGCGACUCAGGAUGGAUGCUACAGUGGUUAUGUGGAGAGUCGUCAUUCUGACUGCACAUUUGGGGGGUCUCAUAUGACCGUGCACCGGACGCUUCACGGGACGAGUAAAUUUCUGUGGAGGGAGGCAGAGGUUUCCUUUUCCGAUGUUUGUAGUUCCCCUGGUAGCAUAUCCCCAGUUGGCAGUAAUCCAAUAUCUGGGAAGAAGCCCAAAUGUGGGAGGAUAAAUUUUCCCCGGGGUGGAAGGAGUUGGAGCGACUGUUCGGGGGAUACGGCUGGUGACGAUAACGGUGAGUUGUGGGGCGCGGAGGGGGAAAGGGGAAAAGUGUUCCCUGGAAAAAUUAGCCAAUUGUUGGGCCAAAAAAUGGGUAGGAAGGAAAGAAGCCACGAAAAAAAAAAAUGCGCGAUAAAAUCAAACCGUUCGUAUUACUCUGGUGAGAGGGAAAACCCCUACACUAACGGAAUGUUGGACUUUUCUGAAGAGGGCACUUCGGAAAACAGCAAACGCGAUGAACGGAGCGUAGCUAACCAAUUGAAUGAAUUUACUAUUGCACCUAAAAAUGAAGAUAAAAGAAAAUGUGAAAAAUCUGCUGCCUUUUCCCCUUUAAAUAUGUCCGAGGGUGAACCUAUGGCCCAUGUCGGUGCAGACAGCGGAAACCGCAACGAGGACAAUGAGAACGAUGAGAAGGAAGGACACGAUGAUAAAAUUUCUACCGACUCGUACAUUAGUAUGAUCAGUAAGGGAAAUGUCUUUUCCUUUUUUACGAACAAGAAUGAGAACAAAUACAACCCCUUUUGCCAUUUUGUGAAUAACGUAAAGAGGAUUUUCUUCCUCAGUGAAAAGGAGGAAAAUCAAAAUGGAAGGUGCACAGGUGAAAAAGAGAAAAAAGAACUCAUGAACUCGCUACGAUUUAAAUGUUUAGUGAAGUUCAAAAAAAUUAUAAUGUACGCAUGUGUGUGUCCACACUGCGGAAAACAUUUCUACCUUUUGCUAAAGAAGAGCGGAAGGAAGAAAAUCAUGCCCAGGGUUUUGUCCCCCUCCCACUUUUUCUCAAUAAUUACCCUCUUGAGAGAACAGUGGAAGGAUGCAGUUGAAGGGGGGAUAAACACUGGGGACAACGAUAUCCCUCACUUGGAUAUAGCUCACCUAGAUACCCAUUUGAUUGAAUAUUUUUCCGACUCUGUGAUGACUCACCACGAGAUUGGCAAGAACAGCGAUGAGCAUUUUUGCAACUGCUAUGUAGGGAUGGACGAGGGGGGCGGUAGCCUCUUCGGGGAUGCCAACGUCUUGGCCUACUUGUGA